UUUUCCUCCAUCUGGGGUUUUCUUUGUUCGAUCUAGUAUGGAAGUUGCUUCCGCUCAAAGAGUGAAUUUUAGGUUUACGAGUGCAGUUUUACGAGGAAAGCACUGGGAGUUUCCUUUACCACCAUUUGGACAAGGAUGGAUCGACAACAAAUAUAUAGAACCAAUAUUUUCACAAUACACCAAAGUUGCCUUAAGAGUAGGACAAUGAAGCUGAAGUAGAAAAUUUCAAAGCCAACAAGAUUCAAAGACUACAUUUGCAACACCACAACACAUUGGCAACACCUAAAAAGACGCAGUAGCCGAAAGUAUAACAGUUAGUAUCAGAGCACCCAGUCCAAUCAGCAUCGGUGUAUGAAAUAAGAGGAAUAAGAGUGGUGGUGGAUGUGGGAUAAAGAUGCAAACCAUAAUCAAGUGUGCCACAAAUAUGUCUUAAAGUGUGAUGAAGGGCAUGUAUAUGAGAAGCCAUAGGGUUGUGGAUAAAAAAGCAUACUUGUUGAACAACAUAACAAAUGUCUGGUGUACUAAAACUUAAGUAUUUCAGGACACGGGGUAGAGAGUAGUAUCUUGAAAUGGAGAAGAGGAUGCACUUAGUUUGGGUUUGGUAUCCACUUGAGUAGGGCAUAAUUUAAAAGAAGACAUCCCUGUGUGGUUGAGAAUUUCCUUGGCAUAUUUUUAUGAGAGAAACAACUCAAUAGAAUGAUGUGUGAUACAAGUACUAAGAAAGUAGCUGAGGGUAACCAAGUACUUGAUUGCAAAUUUUGAACUGAGAACAACUAUGUUGUAAGAUCGCCUAUAACUUAGGGGUUCUUACAAUCUUAAUCAAAGGAACGAAAGAAAGAACGAUGAAGGAAGAAUAAUGGUGAAUUUCGAAUAGAAGGAAACUGAUUUUUUUUGUUGUUUUUUUUUUUGAUUGAUUUUCGAAACAACAAUAAAGAAAAUGAUAGUGGCUAAAUUCGAUACUCACUAUAAAUCCAUGUAGCAAGUAACGACGCUCUUAAGACACAAGUGCAUGCGCCAAAUACACUAAGCAUAAGAACUUUUGCAAAUACGACUCUAAUCCAAGAAUCAUACAAACAUCGAGGAUUGAAACAAAGCGUUUUGGGUUUUCUUUAACAUUAAUCAUCAACUCAAGAAAGACAGUUUUAUUGGGACAAAGAAUCUGAUACUGCCUUUGAGGUUCUUACGGAAGCCAUGUUGAAGGCUCUGGUAUUGGGAUUUCCAAAUUUUUCUACACCAUUUGUAGUAGAGGCGGAUGCUUCAGGGAAAGGGUUAGGAGUUGAUUUGUCUGAAAACAAGCAUCCCAUUGCGUAUUUCAGCAAAGCAUUGGGAGUACGUUGUGCGGCUAAGUCCAUAUACGAAAAGGAACUUAUGGCGAUAAUGUUAGCCGUUCAAAAAUGGCGACACUACCUAAUUGGCCGACACAUUACAGUAUGGACUGAUCAGAAGAGCUUGAAAUAUAUUUUGGAGCAAAGGGAGAUCGGUGCUGAGUAUCAAAGGUGGGCUCAAAAGUUGCUGGGGUACCGUUUCGACAUUCGGUUCAAACCGAGAACAAGCAACAGUGCUGCGGAUUCCUUCUCUCGCCAUCCGAUUUUGGCAAUACUGGCUAUCAGUGGGCAUAGUUGGAUUAAUUGGGAUACGUUGCUCAGAGAAAUUGCACAGGAUUCAUUCCUCAUUAAAUUGAUAGCUGAGGUGGAGCAAAACCCGGGAGUAAAACGGGGAUUUUCGGUGACUCAUGGGAGGCUAGUGAUUCCUCACAAAUCCUCUGUAAUUGAAACAUUAAUGACAUUAAUGAGGGAAUAUCAUAACACAGCUAUUGGAGGGCAUAAUGGCGAAUACAAAAACCUAUCUUCGCUUGGCCGAGGAUUGGUAUUGGGAAGGCAUGAGGAAACAAGUGACUCAAUUUGUGCAAGAAUGCGGUGUUUGCCAACAACAAAUUGCAUCCCACCAGUCGCCAGUCGGAUUGUUACAGCCUCUUCCCUUACCCAACCAAGUUUGGGAAGACAUUUCUAUGGACUUCGUAGAAGGGAUUACAAAAUCGGGUGGUUGGAAUGCUAUUUUGGUGAUCGUCGACCGACUAUCUAA
Messenger RNA from Amaranthus tricolor (Joseph's coat), 2082 nucleotides. RefSeq names its product probable plastid-lipid-associated protein 11, chloroplastic. The transcript has 3 exons. Bases 1192 to 2082 code for a protein of 296 amino acids. Lineage: Eukaryota; Viridiplantae; Streptophyta; Magnoliopsida; Caryophyllales; Amaranthaceae. The record is from RefSeq and is a predicted model, not a curated record.